AUCCUACAGAGAUGCAUUACGUUGGUGAUAGAUAUCUCUUCAUGCAUUCCAGUUUACGCAAACGGCUUUUAUUAAGUCUUUUUUUCUGUAUUGGACUGUUUUCCAUAUUAUUCUUCAAGACAGUACAAGUUCUAGAAAGCCGCGAAGAAAUUAAUAGAAUUCAAUUUCUAUACGAAUCUUGUCAAGAAAAACUAAAAACUGUUAAGGAUGAUCGUAAAUUGCCACCACCGAGCAAUCAAUUGGAACAAUUUUUAAAAUUACAGAAGCCAUUGCCCGCUAAUGUAUUACAACAACUGAAUAAAAUGAAUGGUUCUAUAGCCGCUACAGGGUUUAAAAAUCUGGAGCCUCUGCCGUCAACUAACUUUAUCCUGCCGCAUCUCCAGGCGAAUAUCGAUGGACUUAAGCCGGCAUACUACGUGAAUAGGAAAAUGCCUGGGACUUUGGUGGACAUUGUGAUUGGACUUACCACUGCAAAACGGGAGAAAGGAUAUUAUCUGAAUAACACAUUGCAGGAUCUAGUGAAUGGAGUCGUGGAUGAUAUAACAACAAUACUUAUAAUCGUAAUGAUUGCUGAAACCGACUUGAAAUUCGUACUAGAUACAGCUUGGGCCAUUGAAAAACAAUUUCCCAGCGAAGUUCAAUGUGGAAUGAUUCAAAUCAUAGCACCUUCUUCGUCUUAUUAUCCCGAUAUGAAAUCCAUUCCACCAACUCUAGGAGACUCGAAACAGCGUACUCGGUGGAGAGCGAAGCAAGUUCUGGACCGAGUAUUCAUCAUGGCCUACGGUUUGAACAAGGGCAGUUUCUAUUUGAUGAUGGAAGAUGAUGUUGUGGCUAGGAAGACGUACGUCAAGGGCGUCAAGUCGUAUAUCUCGUUUUGUACGAAAAACCACCCGGACUGGCUUGUCAUAGAAUUCUCCCACUAUUUCGGGAGUCUCGGAAAACUAUUCAGAUCCACAGAUGUCGGGCAUUUCAUUAUUUAUCUGCAACUGUUCUACUAUAAUAUGCCUCUUGACUUCCUCCUUGAAAACUACCUGGAAGACAAGGCCUGCGGCAGAUUGAAGAAUACGGAAAGUUGUUUCAUCAGUGUGAAUAAAAUCAGACUUAAGUAUCCAGUUUCCUUGUUUUUGCACGUCGGGCUAUAUUCUUCUCUCCCUGGAAAAAUUAUGAAAGUAGAGGAAGCUUCAGCAUUCGCAGGCAGCGCAUUCUUCCCCCAUAAAAAUCCACCCCUAAAACGAGUUUAUUGUGACAUACUAGAGGUCCCAUUCCAUACAGCGAAGAUGGCCUACAACGGAGAAUACUUAUUUUUAGGUGUAAAUCCGAAACCUGGCGACACCAUUGAGUAUUGGUUUGCAAAACCUACUGUUUUAAAAAGCUUCGUAUUUCAAAGUGGUAACUAUCAGAAUACAAAGGACUUGCUGAAAAAAGCAGAUGUGGAAGUAUUGCCGCUUGGUGGACUGAUGUACAAUUUUACUAAAGUUGGCAGUUUUGACGAAUUCGGCUACGUAAAAGGGGAUUUGGCAAGAUUUGGUCCACUUGAAGCAAUAAGGCUGAAAGUCAUUGAUUAUGGACCCACAGAUACAGGGAGAGUUGUGAUUAGUGAGAUCAUGCUCGUGCCUUUGGAUGACAAAGAUUUCGUCUGAAAGUAUAAAAUUUUAGAAAUAAAUAGAGUAAUAAAAAUACUAAUAAAACGG
This is a messenger RNA of Ostrinia nubilalis (European corn borer), 1691 nucleotides long. RefSeq names its product alpha-1,3-mannosyl-glycoprotein 4-beta-N-acetylglucosaminyltransferase A-like. Lineage: Eukaryota; Metazoa; Arthropoda; Insecta; Lepidoptera; Crambidae. Gene Ontology annotation, biological process: protein N-linked glycosylation. Gene Ontology annotation, cellular component: endoplasmic reticulum; endoplasmic reticulum-Golgi intermediate compartment; Golgi stack. Gene Ontology annotation, molecular function: acetylglucosaminyltransferase activity. The transcript has 11 exons. The coding region runs from base 12 to 1640 and encodes 542 amino acids. The record is from RefSeq and is a predicted model, not a curated record.